Messenger RNA from Choloepus didactylus (southern two-toed sloth), 3668 nucleotides. RefSeq names its product signal peptide peptidase like 2B (gene SPPL2B). Gene Ontology annotation, cellular component: lumenal side of endoplasmic reticulum membrane; cytoplasmic side of endoplasmic reticulum membrane; lysosomal membrane. The transcript has 15 exons. Gene Ontology annotation, biological process: membrane protein proteolysis. The record is from RefSeq and is a predicted model, not a curated record. Gene Ontology annotation, molecular function: aspartic endopeptidase activity, intramembrane cleaving. Lineage: Eukaryota; Metazoa; Chordata; Mammalia; Pilosa; Megalonychidae. The coding region runs from base 53 to 1819 and encodes 588 amino acids.
CCGGGGGUUGCCGGGAAACGUCGGCCGGCGGCUGUGGCAGGGACCCGCGGACAUGGCGGCGGCGGCGGCGGCGCGGCUGGGGGCCGCCUUUCUCCUUCUCGCCGCCCAGGGGGCCUGCGAGUACGGCAUGGUGCACGUGGCUUCCGAGCGGGGCCCCCGAGGCCGGGACUACUGCAUCCUCUACAACCCGCUGUGGGCCCGGCUGCCCCACGACCUCAGCAAAGCCCCCCUGCUGCAGCUGCAGGACUGGACGUCCUCCAUGCUCUGCUCACCCUCCGACCUCCCCGCUUCCGGCUUCAGCAACCAGAUCCCGCUGGUGGCGCGGGGGAACUGCACCUUCUACGAGAAAGUGAGGCUGGCCCAGGGCAGCGGGGCGCGGGCACUGCUCAUCGUCAGCCGGGAGAAGCUGGUCCCCCCAGGAGGCAACAAGACACAGUACGACGAGAUCGGGAUCCCCGUGGCCCUGCUCAGCCACGGGGACAUGCUGGACCUCUUCAAGAGUUUCGGGCGAGCGGCGAAGGCAGCACUGUACGCGCCUGACGAGCCUGUGCUGGACUACAACACGGUCACCAUCUUCCUCAUGGCUGUGGGCACCGUCGCCGUUGGCGGCUAUUGGGCCGGGAGCCGGGACGUCAAGAGGAGGUACAUGAAGCACAAGAGGGACGAUGGGCUUGAAAAGCAGGAGGACGAGGCGGUGGACGUGACGCCAGUGAUGAUCGGCGUGUUUGUUGUCAUGUGCUGCUCCAUGCUGGUGUUGCUCUACUACUUCUACGACCACCUCGUGUACGUGGUCAUCGGGAUCUUCUGCCUGGCCUCCUCCACGGGCCUCUACAGCUGCCUGGCGCCCUUUGUCCGGAGGCUGCCCUUUGGCAAGUGCAGGGUCCCCGACAACAGCCUGCCGUACUUCCACAAGCGCCCCCAGGUCCGCCUGCUGCUGCUGGCACUGGCCUGCAUCUCGCUCAGCGCGGUGUGGGGCGUCUUCCGCAACGAGGACCAGUGGGCCUGGGUCCUGCAGGACGCUCUGGGCAUUGCCUUCUGCCUUUACAUGCUGAAGACCAUCCGGCUGCCCACCUUCAAGGCCUGCACGCUGCUGCUGCUGGUGCUCUUCAUCUACGACGUCUUCUUCGUGUUCGUCACGCCUUUCCUGACCAAGAGCGGGAACAGCAUCAUGGUGGAAGUGGCGACCGGCCCCUCGGACUCGGCCACCCGCGAGAAGCUGCCCAUGGUCCUGAAGGUGCCCCGGCUCUCCUCCUCCCCGCUGGCCCUCUGCGACCGGCCCUUCUCCCUCCUGGGCUUCGGCGACAUCUUGGUGCCAGGCCUCCUCGUGGCCUACUGCCACCGCUUCGACAUCCAGGUGCAGUCCUCCCGCGUCUACUUCGUGGCCUGCACCAUCGCCUAUGGCAUCGGCCUUCUGGUGACGUUUGUGGCGCUGGCCCUGAUGCAGCGUGGCCAGCCCGCCCUGCUCUAUCUGGUGCCCUGCACGCUCACCACCAGCUGCGCCGUGGCCCUGUGGCGCCGGGAGCUGGGCGCGUUCUGGACGGGAAGCGGCUUUGCGAAAGACCUACCUCAGUCCUCCUGGGCCCCGGCCAGAGCCGAUGGCCCGCAGCCUCCGAAAGACGCGGGCAGCUGCCCCUCUCCCCCACCCCUGAGUGAAGAGCUGCUCAGGAGCCCCCUCCAGGCUGAGCAGCCCCCCGAGCCAGCUGUGCCUCAGGACACAGAGGCUGCUGCCAUUGCCCCUGCCUGUGCACCCACCAGCCCGGCUGCCAGCACGCCAGCAGCCGCAGACCAGGAGCAGGGCCAGUCCAGCGCCUCGGACUAGGUGAGCAGGGCCGCGAGGCUCUUGGCCCUCACCACGCAGCCCGCCAAGCCGACAGUCCUGACGGCCACCGGAGGGGGACGUGAUGACCCUCCAGGACCCUGGGCGCACGUUGGGCCCACCACUCCCGGAAACAUGGUGCUCUUGUCUGGCCGAUGCCCCAGGCCGCCGCGGCUACGCCCCCCAGCCCUGCUCAGGCCCAACCCCGCGGGGCCGCCGCCAGCCCCAGCCACCUGCUCCGCCACCUCGCGCUGAGUCUUCCGCCUCAACUUCCGCUUAUGGAACCUUCCGUCCGAGCGUGGGGUUGGACGCCGUCUGCCCCAGGAAAGACCAGGCCCGUUCAGCACACGAACAGCUGGAUGCGUCGAUACUUGGUGCUUAACCUGCUUCUUGUUUCUCCUUAUCUACGAGGCAUUCGCUUCUUGGGGGCAAGAAAGGAAAAGGUUUUUGUUGUUUCUUCUCUAAAGGAAUGUUUUGUGCGCAGAUUCUUUUCCUGAGGUCCAGUAGAGCUUCAAUGUUGAAAACCUCGUGGACUGUCUGGGAACUUGGAAGUGGGAUCCACCCACCAGGACUAGAGCUGUUGGCCCCCGCUGGGUGGGGAAGGGGCGGAUGUGGGGUCUGGGCCCCGCUUCUGGGUGCCCGGGGCUCGUGGGGCUGGAGGUGAGUGGCAGAGCUGCUUGCUCUGGGACGGGAGCUCCUGCCCAUGUGUGUCCGACUCCCUGUUCCAGUAAACGGCCGCCACGCUCUGGAUCCCAGUAGUGCUGCUUUGUGGGAUGUGACUGGGGAUGGGCACAGGCCAGGGCUCAGCUCUCAGCGUCCGCACGGCCCCGCUCGCCGCGGGAAGGGCCGGCCCCGGGCAGCCCCAGGGGGCAUGGUCACCUUGGGGUCCAGGGUCAGGCCCCCUGGUCAUCCGGUGUGGAGGGUCCACGGGCCGCCUCAUUGACGUGACGUUCCGGUCCUCGCAGUAACCCCACCCAGCUCACAGCAGAGGUGACGGCACUUGUAUUUUUAAGAGCAGCGAGGAGCUUCUGGAAUGUGCAAGGGUGUUCUGGAAACGGCGGUUUGCCUUCUACCUCACCGGCAGGUUCUCUCCCAGCCCUGCCCCGGGACCCGUCUUCCCGGCCUGCUUCCCCACCUUUGCUGCAACGCCCACCUCGCCGUUGCCACGCUCCACCACCCCGAAGCAGCCUCCCUGCAGCCGAUGGACGCCAGGCCCUGCCCCGUCCCACCUGUCACCCCUGCCUGCCUCCAGGUCCAAGCCCAGAACGAAGUUUCCACUGACCCCAUGGGAUGCCGAGCUCCUGCCCAGGCAGCUGUCCCGUCUGGCCCACGCUUUCCACCGCUCUGUCCCAGGCAGAAGGAUUGGGGUGAAUCCAUGAUCCAUUCCAGAAAAUUCUAGCGCUGGGGGCCUGCAAUCGGCCUUUGUCAGCCACGCUUCCUCCGGAGAAGCAAUGCUUUUUCCUUACAAUAAACAAAAAGAAGUCGUCUCCUCAAACCUAUUUCCGUGUGUUUCUUAAAAGCUGAAGACUUGGGAGCAAGAUCAGUCAGACCUCCCUCCCCGUGGGAAUCCCUGGUCUCGGGGUCGGGCCCAGGAUGGAACCCCCCGGAGGGUGGCCUGGGCAGGGGGCCGGGGUCGAGCCCCUCCUGCCGCAGAGACUGCGCCUUAACUUAAGUGAAGCCAUUUCAUACCUGGGCACAAGGAAGUGGGGAUUUCGCUUUCUGUUUGGGAAGUUUGACAGAUGUCAAGGCAUUCAAAGGGGAUGCUACUUCCUGAAGUUUCCUUUUGUAUUUUUUUGCUUUCCUUCUGUUUGAAUCUGAUAAUUAAACGUAGGCUUUUGAUAUUUACAACUCA